This is a messenger RNA of Closterium sp. NIES-65, 741 nucleotides long. NCBI's taxonomy places the organism in Eukaryota, Viridiplantae, Streptophyta, Zygnematophyceae, Desmidiales, Closteriaceae. The record is from the annotation of a GenBank genome assembly.
AUGAGAAAUGGGGGCAACAAUGUGGGAGCGAUAGGGGGGCGAUGGGGAGCAAUGGGGGAGUGUUGGGGGAGUGAUGGGGGAGUGAUGGGGGACCGACUGGGAGAAUGGAAUGGGGGGAACGGGAUGGGGGAACGGGAUGGGGGGAACGGGAUGGGAGCAAUCGGAUGUGUGGCAUGGGAUGGGAUGCCUUUCUUUCCUGUCGCCCUCUCUCUCGCAUUCGCCUCUUCCUCUCCCAGUCUCCUUCCUUAUUCUCUCAUUCUGUUCCUCUCUUCCUUCCUCACCCCCUUCCUCUCUUCUCUCUCUCAUCCUGAUUCGUACUACCUGUCUCCUCCUCUCGUAAUCUCUCACUCUCUUCCUCUCUUCCUCUCUUCCUCCCUCAACCUCUCACACUCGUCCUCUCUCUUCCUCUCGUCUCUCACCCUCCUCUUUUCUUCUCUCACUUUCUCCCUUUCUUCGUCUCUCACCCUCCUCUCUUCCUCUCUCACUUUCUCCCUCUCUUCCUCUCUCUUCCUCUCCUCCAUCUGCCCAAGCCUCUCCGCCAGUCUCGUCGUCACGCCAACCUUCAUGGCGCGCAGCAAGCACCAUCGGCUCACGCCCAUCAGCUGCUCUAACGACAGCUCCUCCGCGCUCCCUGUUCCUCCGCCCAUCAUGCCGCUCGCGCGCAUCGCCACGUCGACCUGCCGCCUCCGCGCAUGCAUUCCGCCUCCACCGAACUCCCUCGGCCAGAAAAGGCGGCCUUGA